This is a messenger RNA of Osmerus eperlanus (European smelt), 2616 nucleotides long. RefSeq names its product protein phosphatase 1, regulatory subunit 3Cb (gene ppp1r3cb). The record is from RefSeq and is a predicted model, not a curated record. Bases 205 to 1224 code for a protein of 339 amino acids. Gene Ontology annotation, biological process: regulation of glycogen biosynthetic process. Gene Ontology annotation, cellular component: protein phosphatase type 1 complex. NCBI's taxonomy places the organism in Eukaryota, Metazoa, Chordata, Actinopteri, Osmeriformes, Osmeridae. Gene Ontology annotation, molecular function: protein phosphatase 1 binding; glycogen binding. The transcript is spliced from 2 exons.
CCAACUCAGCGCGUUUUCAGUGGGGCUCAAGCAAGGAAACCAAGGGGACUGGGCGAGCAGUGCAAUAAUCCGGUUCUUCAGACAGAAUAGAAGUGAGAUGGCGUUAUGAAUGUUUACUUUCGUUACCAAUUCAUCAAGUCAGUUGGUUCAACAUCAUACAACAUUCCAGUUUCUUGGAACUUUUGAGAGUUUCAACGUUUUCCAAUGAAUUGUACAAGGGUUCUCCACAUACUGAACCCCAGACCCCUCUCAGGCCCCAUCAUGCCAGUGGACAUGGCCAUGCGGUUCUGUCUGUCCCACUCCCCGCCCGUCCGGAGCUUUCUGAGCUCCUACGAGGACUGCCGCUCCCGUUCCAAUGCUCCCCACGCCACCCUGCGACCCUGCAUUAACACCCGAGGAGGGGCAGCGGCUGCCAGCGAGCCCCCUGGUAGCCCCCGCCAGAGCAGGGGCAGCCCCACCACCAGGCCCAGGACCAUGCCCAAGAAGAGGGUGGUGUUUGCGGACUCCAAAGGCAUGUCCCUCACGGCCAUCCACAUUUUCAAAGAGUUUGAUGAGGACCCUCUGACUGAGCUGCAGUUUGACCUAGCAGACCUGGAGAAAGCCACCGCUGGCCUGAAGAUCUCCAUGGAGCGCGGCCUGGUGUUGGACUUCGCCCAGCCUGCCGCGGACUACCUGGAUUUCCGGAGCCGGCUAAAGAAGAACCAGGUCUGUUUGGAGAACUGCACCGUCCAGGACCGCGCGCUUACCGGCACCGUCAAGGUCUGCAACGUCAGCUUCGAGAAGUCCGUCUCCGUCCGGAUCACGCAGGACUCGUGGGCGACCUUCCAGGACGUGGAGUGCAGCUACAUGAACAACGUGUACGGUGGGCCAGACACCGACACCUUUGCCUUCUCGGCGGACCUGCCGGACGCCCCGGCGCCACAGCAGUGUGUGGAGUUCUGCGUGCGGUACCACACCCCGGAGCAGACCUACUGGGACAACAACGACGGGAACAACUACCGCUUGGUGGCGUCGGAUGGAGACGGAGAGCAGGCCAGCAGCGGGCUCGGCUCCGGCCUUACCUCCUCCUCCGCCGCCAUCCCUACCCCGUCAUCGCAAGAGUUCAAGCGGGACAUGAAGCAGGAGAUGGAGUUUGAUCAGUUUGGAUCGCCCAGGACGUCCAGCGGCUUCUUCCCAGAGUGGCAGAGCUGGGGCCGGAUCGAGAACACCACCAUCUACUGGUGAGGAGGCCCGGCCGCAGGCGUCCUUUACAUAACCACCUGACCCCGCAGCAUCAUCGACUUGAGGAAAAGAGGGGGUGUUGUCUGAGUGCUAAGCCCUCAAUACCCUUGUGUAAUUCUUACCACCACCCUUCCUAAGGAUAAAGUGAUGAUACAAACAUCCAAGUUCAAGAAAACCAAUAUCUCCGAGUUGACUCCAAUUUCACUUUUUUGUAAAGGAAAAAGGAAUGAACAAGUGGAUAAGAAGAAUGGGCCUGUCUGUUCAUGUUGAAGGUGGACAGAACAGUAUGUGUAUGUUGAGAGAUCUUCAACAGUGGUUAGAUCCUCUAACUAUCCCUGCCUCGCAGUUACCCUGCCGUCACUUUGAGCUGAAAACCACGACCACAGCAGUGGCAAACAAAAUGGUUGUGACACAGAUGAUUCUAACUAAAAGAGAUUAUUAGGGCAUUGGGAGUUUUAGAAAUGUCAAGACAGUGGUUUAGGCUUUAAUCGUUUUCCUAAAUUUAUGUGCGUGAACUAAAUCAUUUUUAUAGACUUAACAUGAAUCACAAGUCAUUAUAACAUAGCCUAGAUGCCUUCCUUUGUAAUCUGACAUUGAUUGUCAGUUUAGCUGUAUGUAAUAUGCUGGCAUUACUGCUACACCUGAGCACAAAAAGCAUGUUUUUGGGAGUCCAGCUCUACACAUGGGAGUUUGCACUUAAGUCAAUAUUUUUCAAGGGUGAUUGUUCAAGGAGGUUUAAUCAUGUUUUGUACGUGGAAACUGUCUAUGGCAGAUUUCCAUCACUAAUUCGAACAUGCCGUUUGUGCCACAAGGACAGUUGGCUCACUGGUCACAGUCGGUGUGUGGGCAUGUAGUGUAUGUAAUGUAGCCCUGUCAUGGGUGGCAGUCAGAGCAGGUGGCUUUGCACUGAAAGUGAAUGAUGCAAACCCUUGAUAUGUGAGAGAAUGAAUGGAGACUAAUGUAAUGGAUGGAUUCUCGUGGUACAAGAAGAGGAAGGUGCUUCAGUCCAAACAGAGAUUUAGGUGAAAUCGCUUGAUGGCAAAGCUAUCCCAGUCACCAAAUUAUAGUUUGUUUGGUGUGAAACUGAAGAGCUCAUGUUUUCUGUUAAGCCUUCUUUACGUGCAAGCUUGCACUCCCUUACCUUCCUGUCUAUGUUGCUGCUGGAACGUGUGUGUGUGUGUGUGUGUGUGUGUGUGUGUGUGUGUGUGUGCGUGCAUAAGUAUGCAUCUAGACUAUAAGCUGCUUGUCUGCAGUCACAUUCAUGGACUCAAGUUAGGCAGAGCUCUACUCUGUGUGAAACACUGAAAUCUUUAGAUAGAUGGGGAGGGGGGGUCAGGGAUGGGUUUGAGAGUGGAAGACUGUGGGAGGUGACAGAGACAUUUUAAGUAUAAGGGG